AUGGACGCCGAACCUUCGUCGGUGUCUUCGAGCUGGGCGGGUUCGGCUGCUGGCAAGUCGGCCAAUCGAAAAGAGCGUGGUCAUAUCGCGCAACGGGCUUGCGAGGUCUGCCGCCGCAGGAAGCAGAAAUGUGACGAAGAGAAGCCAACGUGCGGCUAUUGCUUCAAGGCUCGGCUGGAGUGUGAUUACGGAAGCCCCAAACCAACCAAGAAAGACAAGACAUUGGUCGAGUUACUCGACCUUGUAACCAACAUCAACCAGCAUACUAGUCAUAUUCCAGAAUUAUACACCCAGCUACUGACCUUGCGAGACAGCAUACCGGCCUCUCUUCCUAUCGAGCACAGCGGCGGCAGCAGUAGCAGCAGUGACAGAGCGUCGUCAACGGCCACAUUGCAGCCCUCACGUCGGCUCGGUCCAACUUCUCAACACCAGGCAGCACGCCGUUAUGCUUCCGCCGUGAACAAGAUGAUAAUAUGGCCUGCAGUACGACAAACGCUUGAGAACGUCCGGCCCAAGAUACCCGGCCUCCAGGCCAUCUUUCAGAGGCCCGGUUUCUCAUCGGUUUUGCUGGAGCAGCGAGAAGACGCCCGGCGUCUGCCUCGAGGAGGUGUAGAAUCCAUGGCCUCGCGAGAUCGCAUCGCACUAGGAAUCGCUCCCGACGACCUGAGUCCAGUUCACAUGGCGACUAUAAGUCCUCACGUCCUCGAGGACCAUGCUAGAAUUUACUUCAACACCUUCAACCGGAUUCACCCUGUCCUAGACCGCCAGUAUUUCAUGGGUGUGGUGUUUCCUGGAGUUCUCAUGAACAAUUUCGACGAGGAUGCGUCAUCUACUCUGUUGUGUCUAGUGUUGGCACUCGCCGAAGUAGCCAUGGCAGACGUGUCAGGUAGAGGUCUUCUGUCGUUCCAGGACCAACCUCGCAAACCGGACGACACUACAGAGAAGAUCGAGUACCGGCCACCGGGAAUUGAGUUCUUCAACGAAGCAAGGCGGCGCUUAGGCUUUUCUAUGGGCGAUUACAGCUUGGAAAGCAUACAAAUGUACAUCCUGGCAGGCUUGUAUUACGAGUCUUGUUCUCAACACACGGAAUCCUGGAAAAUGACCAUAUCCGCGUCCUUGGCUUGCCACGCACUGAUUGCCAAGUAUGAACCACAGCGAGAUUCCUUGACGGCCAGGGCUGACUAUAACCCUGCCGAACUUGAUGCCGCCCAUGGCGAUCAGAUCUGCCGGGCGUUCUGGUAUUGCUCCAUCGCCGAAACGAGUCUCCGGCUAGAGCUCCAGUUGCCCUUGACCGGUCUUGACAAGCUGGAACCAAGUAUCCAAAUGCCCCAGUUUCCCGAAUAUGUCACCACGACCGACCAACUACUUCGUGCGCAGAUGUACAAUGACAGAUUGUCUCAUUGCGGCGAGAUAUUUAGUUACCAGAUUUCUCUCCGAAACCUCGCCGUCAAAGUACACAACGGGCUGAAGCGAGUUGUUGAAGGGUCCGCCUCUAUCUCGGAUCAGUCGUUUUCUGGUUCAGUCGACUCUCUAAGAACCGGCAUUGAUGAGCUAGCUAGGCAGCUGGAACAGUGGCAUAGUUCUCUACCAAGUUACUUGAGCUGGGACCGUAACCUUGCCCCUACUGUCUUUCCAAGCCACGAAAUCCAACACCCCGGCCAGUCGUUUUAUGGUCAGAGCAUGUAUGCUGCCGGGUCAAUGGAAGGGUUGCAGUCAGCUCCCAUCACCGACUUCAUCGCGUCCGACAUCGGGAACCCCCAUGCCAACACUGGCUAUCCUAAUUCGGACAUUGUGGUGCUCGCUGUCAUGCGCUCGCGUUAUUACCACCUCGAAACUCUUCUCUAUCGACCUUUCAUCUAUAGAGUUCUACACGAAAACCCGGAUACCUUGACCGAAGCAGACGUGUCGGGAACCACAAGGUUUCUCCACGCCUGCGUUCUCUGGCCUAUCAUGGUUCCGCCGGUCUCUCAACACAAACGUAUGAUUCCGUGCCUCUACUUUUGGCUGCAGAAUAUCUUGGACGUGCUCGUGGUCUUGCACCUGUCCGUCAAAAACCCUAUAUUAUCCAACAUCCGACAUGGCCAUUGCCGCCAAGGGUACGAGCAAGAAGCCGAGCUGACUAUAGAGUGGGGUAUUGCAUGGAUACGGGAUCUUAAAGACGCCGAUAGAGCUGCACAAUGGUGUUGGACGAUUCUCAAAAGCCUGUAUCGACUCGAAUGA
Molecule: messenger RNA, 2220 nt
Organism: Colletotrichum higginsianum IMI 349063
Lineage: Eukaryota; Fungi; Ascomycota; Sordariomycetes; Glomerellales; Glomerellaceae
Product: C6 finger domain-containing protein
Exons: 8
Coding region: 1-2220 (739 amino acids)
Biological process (GO): regulation of DNA-templated transcription
Molecular function (GO): DNA-binding transcription factor activity, RNA polymerase II-specific; zinc ion binding
Source: RefSeq, a predicted model, not a curated record